AUGCCAGAUUCCUCUUACGAUGACUUUAUUGAGUCUUUAAACCGAGGGGCCAGUGCGUCAGAGUACUCGGUUGCUCCUUCCACCAAAAGAAUUUCUGAAUCUAUCUCGACACAAAAGACCAAAAAGCAAUCUGUGGAUAAAACCGUCGAGUUGGGAAUUACUGAUGUCCAGCGGAUCGAACACUCGUACCAGAUAAUAAAGAAGAACUUACGAACCUUGCUAGAUGAAUGUCCUGAUCAACGCCAAUUAAACAAAAUAGUCGUUUCUGAUGCAAUCGAUGAUGAAACGAAACAGGCCAUGUUAUUGAACAAGUCAGUUUGGCUGGCUUCAUCGUUAAAAUCCAUGUAUUUGGACGGUGAGAUACCUGUUGUGGAUUCGAUACUUGCAGAUGGACUUAGCUACAGUCCUAAACUGGCAGGUGAAACAAAAGCUCCAAAUGGGACAAAGAGAAUUGCGGUACCCACUGACGACGAAAACAACCAAGUUGAAGGCAUUCCUCCACUUCCUACCAUCAAAGAUCCAGAGCUAGCUGCGCGGGUUUUCGUACACAAAUCCACUACUAAUAGCAAAUCGUACUUGGCCAUGUCUGAGCUCAUCAACUCUCAUAACGAAAGACUUGAAUUUUUAGGUGAUUCUAUUUUGAAUAAUGUGGUCACUUUGAUCAUUUUUGAACAAUUUCCCACAGCCUCAGAAGGUGAGCUCUCUAGAAUCCGUGCGCUGCUCAUCAACAAUGCUUUCUUGACGGAAUUCUCAUUGGCGUACGGCUUUGAUAAAAAGUUGAAAAGUAAUAUUAACGAGGAAGAUUUACGCAAUGGCAAACAAAAGAUCUAUGCAGACUUGUUUGAAGCAUACAUAGGUGCCCUUAUUAUUGAUCGCAAGUACGAUAUUACCGAGAUCAAAGCGUGGCUCAAGAAGCUCAUGAAAGACAAAUUAGGUUCCAUUGCGAGAGACAUGAAAGGCAUCAAGGAAGUCAAUAAAGACGCAAAAGCUGAAUUAUACUCACUCAUUGGCACCGCAGCAUUACAUCCGCAGUACGAAGUGAUUGUUGAAGGAGACGGAAGCGAAAAGCAGUUCGAAAUAGCUUGUACCAUGAACGGUGAAAUAUUGGGUGUUGGACGAGCGCCAAGUCACAAGGAAGCAGGAUUGCGGGCUGCGAUGCACGCUCUCACCAAUAAACCAGUAUUGACAAAAUAUGGCCGUUUACGCUCCAAUACUGAUCGUUCUGUGUCGGUGAUCAGCUCCACAAGAAGACUGGAAUCUCCAAAAGUGGAGGCAAGAUUUAACAAACUUGAUAUAGUCGAUCGCCAGUUUCCGUUGGUUUCUGAUGGAAGUGAGGUGGUUGACGCUGAUGCUAGAAACCAGCUAUAUGCCAUUGUCACCAAAAACUUGGGUCCUGAUGAAAUUCCACAAUAUCAAGUUGAAGAAAUAGAUGGCAGUUUUAAGGCAAGGCUCUCAAUUCGAGGCCGAACGCUUAGCACUGCCGUUGACGUCUCAAAGAAGAAGGCUCUGAAUCGUUGUGCUACCUUAUUACUUCGGAACAGAGCCGCUUUGGAACGAGCUAUAGCUGCAUUUAAAUAG
Meyerozyma guilliermondii ATCC 6260 is the source of this 1578-nucleotide messenger RNA. RefSeq names its product ribonuclease III (gene DCR1). The coding region runs from base 1 to 1578 and encodes 525 amino acids. Gene Ontology annotation, molecular function: double-stranded RNA binding; ribonuclease III activity. Gene Ontology annotation, biological process: rRNA processing; primary miRNA processing; regulation of gene expression. The record is from RefSeq and is a predicted model, not a curated record. Gene Ontology annotation, cellular component: nucleus. Lineage: Eukaryota; Fungi; Ascomycota; Pichiomycetes; Serinales; Debaryomycetaceae. The transcript has a single exon.